Betta splendens (Siamese fighting fish) is the source of this 3511-nucleotide messenger RNA. RefSeq names its product kinesin family member 11 (gene kif11). Gene Ontology annotation, cellular component: nucleus; spindle microtubule. The coding region runs from base 213 to 3395 and encodes 1060 amino acids. Gene Ontology annotation, molecular function: microtubule binding; ATP binding; plus-end-directed microtubule motor activity. Gene Ontology annotation, biological process: mitotic spindle assembly; microtubule-based movement. Lineage: Eukaryota; Metazoa; Chordata; Actinopteri; Anabantiformes; Osphronemidae. The transcript is spliced from 27 exons. The record is from RefSeq and is a predicted model, not a curated record.
AGUAAAGAAUUGAAAUAUCUCUACCGUUUGAACGCUUUUCUAAGGGUGUGUUAUAGCGCCGGAGGAAUCGGAUUGUUUGUGCUGUCAGCGAAGAGAAAAAUUACACUUCUAAAUUACAGUAUUGGAGAAAAAGGAGUGGAUUAUUAUUUGAAGAACGAGCGGAUACGUCUACACAGUGGUUCGACUCGCUGGACGGAGGCUUCUCUGCAGACAUGGCCUCUCAGAACCAGAACCAGAGCGGAGCGAAGAGGGACGAGAAGGGGAGAAACAUCCAGGUCGUUGUCAGAUGCAGACCCUUUAACACCGUAGAGCGAAAGUCAUCGUACGGGGUCAUCGACUGCGACCAAAGCAGGAAGGAGGUAAUUGUGAAGACAGGAGGGGCGAACGACAAAGCGUCUCGGAAAGCCUACACGUUUGACAUGGUUUUUGGACCAGCUGCCAAACAAAUCGACGUGUACAGGAGCGUUGUUUGCCCCAUUCUGGACGAAGUCAUCAUGGGCUACAACUGCACAGUGUUUGCCUACGGUCAGACAGGAACAGGGAAGACGUUCACCAUGGAGGGAGAGAGGAGUCCAGACGAGCAGUUCACAUGGGAGGAGGACCCUCUGGCCGGCAUCAUCCCCAGAACGCUGCAUCAAAUCUUUGAGAAGCUUUCUGAGAAUGGUACUGAGUUCUCCGUCAAGGUCUCCCUGCUGGAGAUCUACAACGAGGAGCUGUUUGACCUGCUCAGCCCCAGCGAGGACGUCAACGAGCGGCUGCAGCUCUUUGACGACCCACGAAAUAAGCGUGGUGUGGUGGUCAAGGGUCUGGAGGAUGUGACUGUUCACAACAAAGAUGAAGUAUAUCAGAUCCUGGAGAGAGGAGCAGCCAAGAGAAGAACAGCAUCCACGCUCAUGAACGCCUACUCCAGUCGAUCGCACUCUGUGUUCUCGGUCACUAUUCACAUGAAGGAGAUCACUCUGGAUGGAGAGGAGCUGGUGAAGAUUGGCAAACUCAACCUGGUGGAUCUCGCUGGCAGUGAGAAUAUUGGACGUUCAGGUGCUGUGGACAAACGAGCCCGUGAGGCUGGAAACAUCAACCAGUCUCUGCUGACUCUGGGCAGAGUGAUCACUGCUCUGGUGGAGAAAAGGCCCCACGUCCCGUACCGAGAGUCAAAGCUGACCAGGAUCCUGCAGGAUUCCCUGGGAGGAAGAACCAAAACGUCCAUCAUUGCCACCGUUUCUCCUUCAUCCAGCAACUUGGACGAGACUCUGAGCACUCUGGAAUACGCCAGCAGAGCCAAAAACAUCAUGAACAAACCCGAGGUCAACCAAAAGCUCACCAAGAGGACGCUUAUUAAGGAAUACACGGAGGAGAUCGAGCGCCUGAAGCGAGACCUGGCUGCCACUCGGGAGAAGAAUGGAGUUUACCUGUCAGCAGAAAACUAUGAGGGUAUGAAGAGUCAGAUCACCGCUCAGGAGGAGCAAAUCACAGAGUACACGGACAGGAUUGCAGCCAUGGAGGAGGAGCUCAAGAAGGUGACGGAGCUGUUCGUGGACAGUAAAACCAAACUGGAGCAGUGCACUGUGGACCUGGAUGAGAAGCAGCAGAGGCUGGAGGAGACGAGCAGAGACCUGGAACAAACUAAAGAGAAGCUGAGCCAGGAGGAAUUUGUCUGCUCGGAGCUGGCGUCGGUGCAGGAGACGCUGUACAACACGGCUGGACAGCUGCUGAGUACAGUCGACGCCAGCACCAGUGAUGUCUCUGGUCUCCAUGAGAAGCUGGACAGAAAGAACAAGGUGGAGCAGCACAAUAAUCAGAUCCAGCAGAGUUUUGCAGAGAGGAUGGAUGCAGCGUUCAGCAACAUGCAGCGCUGCAUUCAGCAGCAAGGGAUUAAACACCAUGAAAUGCUGAGCAGCUGCUCGCAAGCCGUUGACCGUUUGCUCCUGACCAACGAGUCCUCCCUGAAAGGAGCCGUGGCCACCGUGGAGUCGGUCCUCGGACGAGUCGGGCAGCUGGUGGCUGAGGGUGUGGCUCGCUGUCAGGAGAGGGUGCAGCAGCAGCACAUGGUGUGUCAGCAGGACAAGGACACUCUGCUGGAGCUGCUGGAAGAGCAUCGACAGGAUAUGGAGGAGGUCCUGGUGGAUCGGAGUUUGAUGAGUUUAUCAGCUGUUAAGGAACUAAACCAGACUCUGAGGGCCUCGGUGGAGACGCAGCGAGCUCUGGCUGAUCAGGUGGAGGGGAUGAAGGAGUCUGGCGUGUUCUUCAGCAGCUUGGUGCAGGACCUGGCAGGGCUGCGUGAUGUCGCUGUGCAGGGUCUGACCGCUCUGCAGAGUGAACACGACCAGCUGGCCGAGCAGAUCAGACGAGCUCAGGAGAGACACGAGACGGGUAUGAAGCGAACCAUGGACCAGUUCAACCUGCUGCUCCUGGAGGCUCAGAAGAACUACGCUGAUCUGCACACGAGCGCUACAGCUCUACAGAAACCUGUGCAGAGCAUCCAGCACCACCUCAGCAGCAGCCUCAGCACAGUCGAGCAUCAGGCCUCGACGCAGGCGGACCUCCUCUCCUCCACCUCCUCCUCCCUCGCUUCCUCACUGCGUCUGAAUGCUGACGAGAGCCGCCAGACGCUGGAGGAGAUGGCCGGCAGCACCUCCUACCUCCACAGCACUGUGUCCGGUCUGGUGGAGCGUGAUCUCCAGUGGAGCUCCAGAACCAGAGAGCAGGUCGAGACUCGAGCCCAGGAACAUCUGUCAUCGAUGGGAAACCUUUCCACAGAAGCCCAGAGCCUGCGUCAGAGUGUCGAGCUGCGCUGCUCUGAGGAGCUUCGAGUCGCUGAGGAGGAGCUGUCUGUCCAUCAGGAGGAGCUGAAGCAGGUUCUGCUCGCCGUGCAGAACCAGGCCUCCUUGGACCAGACGGUCCUGGAGCAGCAGCAGACUGAGCUCCAGCAGCAGGUAGAAGCAGGCCAGGAGCUGGUUCACUGCUUCCUGCAGGAGGAGCUGCAGCACGACGUUCCUACCGGUACAACCCCUCAGCGCCGGGACUUUGUGUAUCCCCAUCACCUGAUAAGGUCGCGACCUCGCAGCGAGCUGCUGGAGAGUCUGAGGAGGCAGCAGGAGGAGCUGGAGGCUGCCAUGGAGGAGGAGGAGGAGCUGGAGGAGGACGGACAAAGUCAGGUUGACCACGACUCUCUGGAAGACGAGCUGAGCACUUGUAAUGAAAGUGUGGCCACAGAGCCGUCCUUCAUCGAUGAGAACCUGGUCUUCAACGAGGGCAGGCGUGUCCCCUUCUUCAAGCAGAAGAAAGGUGGAAAGAAGGACACGAAGGUCGCUCCAAGGUCAAAGGUCACAGACAAUGAGGCACUGACGCCUCAGAGAUCGCGGCUGCCACUUCGUCAUCAGAACUUAAACUUUUAAAAUAGUUGUUCAUGUUUUAAUGUUGGUAUGUUUAGAUUCUGUCAUGAAUUGCAUUGUUUUAAUAUUUUGUCAUCUCUCUUAAAAUUGCUUGUCAAAAUAAAGAAUCUUACACUUUG